Drosophila busckii is the source of this 1595-nucleotide messenger RNA. RefSeq names its product aprataxin-like protein. Gene Ontology annotation, biological process: double-strand break repair; single strand break repair. The transcript has 2 exons. The coding region runs from base 10 to 1512 and encodes 500 amino acids. NCBI's taxonomy places the organism in Eukaryota, Metazoa, Arthropoda, Insecta, Diptera, Drosophilidae. Gene Ontology annotation, cellular component: nucleus. The record is from RefSeq and is a predicted model, not a curated record. Gene Ontology annotation, molecular function: single-stranded DNA binding; mismatched DNA binding; single-strand break-containing DNA binding.
UUUCUUAAAAUGGAAUUCUUGAUUGAAAAUGAUGUGGCUGGUGUUAUAAAAUAUAAGUAUCCAAAAGCUGAAUAUCAUUAUCUGAUUAUCUGCAAAGAGAAUAUCCCAUGUCUGACAGCACUAAAGCUAGAACAUCUGUCUCUGCUGGAGAAAAUGAAUGAAUUGGCCAAUGAAAUCAUUAAGCAACAAAAUGUGCGCUCCAGUCAAUUUCUUAUCGGUUUUAAAUUGGAUGCCUAUAAGUUGGGUCUCAAUAUGCAUGUCCUAUCCAAUGACUUCUACUCACUUAGCAUGCGUCGCAAACAGCAUUGGAAUACCUUUAACUCAGAUUUAUUCAUGAGUUAUCAGGCUGCAUAUGCGCUGAUAGGCGUUCAGGGCUAUAUUGAUCCCAUGCCCGAAGAGAAGAUAAACAUAUUACUCAAUGAAGAUAACUUGCACUGUAAUCAAUGCGAUUUGCAGACCAACAGCAUUUGCGUAUUAAAGCUUCACCUCUUUCAACAUUGGAAGGAGCGUGAUGACAAGCUAAGUGCCAUGAAGGAAAUCAAUAGACUUACACACUUGCUCGAUGAGAACAAGUUGGAUGAUGUUCCAAAAUUAGAGACAGCAAAUACGGCUGUUAAUGAGCUUCCAGAGAAACCAGCACCACUUAGCUGGCGCCAAAACAUGGGACAAUCACCAACUGAUCCGCAGAAAAAUGCUAUCGCUAGGCACUUUCAAAAACCUGCUAAGAAACAAGCUGCUGAGCAGCCGCAACUUCUGAACCAAAAUCUUCAACAACAAUUCAAUAUUAAUUCUCAGCGUGCUGAAGCUCAAAACGCAAUUUGGCAGCAAGGUCCAAAUUGGCACAGGCCACAGCAAGCUUUUAAUCAACAAAUGCAAAAUGGAAUUUGCAAUUCACAAUUUAACCAGCAUACUCAGCCCCGCUUAAAUCCGCCAUUCGCCCAGCACACUCAGCCCCACUUCAAUCCGUUUAAGCAGACACCAAAUCAAAUACAUUAUCCAAGACCAAAUGUGGACAAUGUUAGGUAUCCAGUGAGACAAAGCUGUCCUGCGGCUAAAUACCAUUGGCCACCCAAACCGGAGACAGCAAUUAAUACAACUAACGACAAGUUUCACUGGAUGCGUAAGCCCGACCAACAAAAUGCUGCAAAGCCUGCAACAAAUAGCGUAGAGAACAGACCAAAGCCUCUGCAAAGCCAAGUCCAAAACAACGCAAAUAACGAUGCAACUCGCAACAAGCUUCACGCCCAACAAAAUGGUUCAAAGCCUCCGCAGAGCCAAGUCCAAAAAAAGACAAAAAACAGUGCAUUUAAGCCCAAGCAAGCAGAUGUUAAGAAAACUACCAGUCUGGCAAAUAACGGUGCAAAUAAGCCCACGCAGGCAGAUGUUAAGAAAACUACCAGUCUGGAGCAAAAGCAAAACCAAGCGCCAAAAUUCGAGAAGAACUGGAACAAGAAUAAGAAACCAAAUACUUCAAAAGCCAGCAGCUCAGAAGCCAGCAAGUCAAAUAAUUGAAAUUGAAUCCAGCAUAAUAUACAAGCAUGUUUGUUCACUGAUAAAUAAACUUUUGUGCCUUAUAAGCAAAUAAAAAUAAAUGU